GCAGGGGAGGCGCUCCCCGAAACUCUCUAUAUCGUCGGAUCUGGGCUCCAAGACCAAGAAGAUCGGUGAACGCCCGCAGAGCAGGCCAGGCGUCCGAGCAAGGCAUUCGUCCUAAGACCCUGAGAGUGUCUGUGGCAACCAUCAUCCCCUGGGGUUCCUCGUGAGCUCUCGGGGUCUCAAGCCCUCCAGCCUCGCCCGCGCCCCACCGGUCUCCAGACUGCAUCUCUAGGAGCGCUGCUUGUGAGGUUCCACAGGGAGGAAGCGAGCGGCGCGGGCUGCCACGCACGCACUGUGUGGAAGGGGCGAAGUGCAACAACAUACACACGCCCACACACCUUCCUGAAGAGAAGAGGCUGGGACAGGAGUUUCUGACAGUUCUCACCAGCCAGAGCUGUCAACUUUAAUGGGAUCAACCCCAACCAAAGAAACAAAAUAAUCACAUUCUAGUAGCUGUGUAUCACCAGUCAGCGCUCUUGGCAACUCCAGCCAUGUCACCCAUUCCUUCCUGGAGAAUUAUAGUAUUUCUGAGUUCCAGAAGAUGUGGGAUGUGGGGAGAGGGAGACUGUAAGAGAGGCCACAGCGUACUAAGGAAGUACGUAAGAACUUUGAAUGCUGAAGAUCAGCUGUAUCAGGCUGGAUUUUCUUAAAGAUUUGUAACUUUAUUUCUUAUCCACCCCUUUUAACACACACAGGAACCCCACUUCAACCUGGGGUUGGUAAAGAUUGGGUAACGUCUGAAAUAAAACUGAGCAUUAGAAAUGCUUCAGUAAUUUAAGGGAGUUCAGAAAGGGGGAAAAAGUGUCCCUCACUUCUCUAGGCUGGGUGAGAAAGGAGGACCCCAGAGUGUGGGGAUUGGCCCACCCCAUUGAGAAAGCACCUGUUUUGUCACAGGGGCCUCUGAUUGAGGGUUUAUGUACCUAGUUCUCUAUGUUACUAAGCAGUACUUUCUUCUUGUGUCUGUAUUUCUGUUUACAUGAAAUUGUAGGUGUAUGUCUGACUGUAUCUUGCACUUAUUUGUAUUAAGGUACAUUGUGUAUAUAUACGAGUCACGGUGGUGAGCUAGGGGAAAGGGAGUGAAGACUGAAAAGAGAUUUUUCUCAGAUUGGAAGAAAUUCUACUGUCAGACCCUCCUUGGCUUGCCAAGGAGGAAGAUGUUCCAGAGGAAAAUUAUAAGCUUUGUAGGAAAGGAGGAUUGCUGGGUAUAGGGACUUUUCAUUUAGUCCCACCACUUCAUGCAGGAGGCUUGUUAGCUUAAUUAUUAAAACCAAUUUGGGAUCAGGGUCAUCCAAAAUUAGCUUUAGAUUAGGCAAUGGAGAUUAAGGAAAACCUAAUUCCUUAAAUUAAACAAAAAGAAUUUUAUUCACUGUCUUUUUGCUUUAGUCAUCUUUAAUAAAUAUUUUGGUGAAUUGGAAAUAAGUUAACAUUGUCCUUCUGUACUUAAGAUACAGAGAGACUUUUGUUAGUGUUUCUUUGAAGCACCACGUUAAUGGAGGUGAGCCAUUCUUGUAUUUUAUAACCUCCCACUAAAAUAUAUGCAGGAAUAAUGCUGAUAUGUAACGCUAACCAAAGUACAUUACACUAUUAUUAUUUGCUUAUAUUGCAGCUAUUUGUUUUUGAAACUUCAGCAUAUAACAUGUAUUCAUAGUAUUAGCAAACUUGCUUUAUCUUCCCACCUUACUAACCAAGAUAUUCUACAUUUUACAGCCUUUUUAAAAACAUAAAGCCUUACAUCACAAUUGUAAUGGCUUUAGUCUAGGUGUCAUAAAGAAUAAAUCCUUAGACCAAUAAGUAAAAUAAAUAUCACUAUCACAUAUUCACAAUUCAUAGUUACUUAGCUUUAGCUAGAGUUGAAACAUAUGUUUCAGAUUCAAUUAAAGGUGAACAUUCAUGCUUUGGACUCCAACUACUAGAAGAGGCUUUCUGAAAAUUUUGUGAAAGCACUACAGAUUGACAGGGUUGGUUAAAUCCCUUCCUGCCCAAUCCUUAGGCCUAUAUUGGUGACACUCAAUUAACAUUGAAUGAGAAUAGAAUACUCUAUAGGGCACAGAGGGAGCAUAGCUCCCUCUUGUGUGUGAAAUAGAGGAUGCCACCUACAGAGAGGAAGUCACUCAUUCAUAUAUAUCCAUUCAUUCAACCCACAAGCUGAUUAGUAUAUGCUACAUGCAGGGGAUGCAAAGAUGGAGAUUAGAAGCUAAUAGGGAGACUGAUGUUCAAACAAUUACAAUCCAAUGUGAUUAUUGUGAUCGUGGAGGUAUAUUCAAAAUGCGAUCAGAACAUUAGAGGUAGGAACAUCUACACUGGCCCAAUGGUGUCAAAGAAAAUUUCACAGAGGAGGUAACAUGAGCUGAGACUUGAAGGGUGAAAAGGAGUUUGCUAAGGAGUAAGAGCAUUCCAGGCAGAGGAAAUAGCAUAUACAAAGGCAUGAAGAGUUAAAAGAGUAUGUCAGAUUCAGGGAGAGGCCAAUAAUUCAGUAUUGCUAGAGGUUAGGCUGGGCCAAAGAUGGAGGUGCAAUGGUAGAUGAGAUCUGAUCAUAAAGGACUUUGUAUGUGAUUGUGAGAUUAGGUUUUACCUAGAGCAAAGAAAUAAAAUGUUUAUAUUUCCUUGUUAGAAAACAAUGUUCUGGCACCAGGCAAGAUAGAAUGAGACUGAACUAGGGCAGUAGGGAAGGAAAUUCAUGGAUGGUUUCAAGAAAUGUUUAGGAGAUAAGAUGGUCCAUCUUUCCGGCUUAUUUUAUUGAUAACAGUGGUGAUGUCACCAAAGAGACAAAGAAAACAGAAUAAAAAGCAGAGCAGAGACAGUGAAUUCAGUUUGGGACCUGUUAAAUCUGAGGCAUCCAUGGGGAAGCCAAGUGAAAAUGUCAAUGGGACAAUUGGCCCAGGUAAGAGGUCUGUCUGGAGACAUAGAUUUGAGAAGCAUCGGCCAUGGGAAUAGAUGAGUUUGCCUACGGAAUCAUGAAGAGUACUAGAAGAAAAGAGCCAAGGCAGAAUCCUGGGAAGCAGAAACAUUUCCGAGAGAGGAAGGACUAGCAAAGGAGCCACAAAAGUCAUGGCCAAAGGCAGGAGACCCAGGAGAACAUGCUGUCAUGGAGACUCAAGGAGGACACAUUUGAAGAAAGGGGAAACGGUCCACAAUGCCAAAUACCACAGAGAGGUUAAGAAAGAUGAGACAUGAAAACUUCCCUUUGGAUUUAGCAUGUGAUAACCUAAUGGAGAAGAUGGGAAUGGAGAGAAGCCAGAUUGCAAUGGGUUGAGGAAAUAAAGCAGUGGAGACACCAGCAUAGACUAUUCUUCCCAAAAGCCUGGCUAUGAAAGGGGGAGAGUGAGAUAAGACAGUAGCUGGAGGGGACUGAGAAGUUCAAGGGAGAGGGUCCCUUCUCUUUGUGUUCUUAAGAUGGGAGAAAUUUAAGCAUAUCUUUGAGAGAAGGAGCCAGCAGAGAAAGAGAAGCUGACAAGUUGUGUAGAGAAUGGGGGAUGACUAGGGAAAGGUGGUUGUGAAGGCAGGCAAGAAUUGGAGUGAGAGCCCAGGAGAAAAGGAGAUACCCAUUCCCCUGCAAUGGAAGAAUUGAAGAGUUAAGAAAAAAGCAAAACUUCAUGGGAAAACCGAGGCUCAGAGCUUAUGUGACUUAUCCAAAAGACAGGAUUAAAACUGUCUCUCUGUCUUUUUGCCUGACACUAUGCUACCCCCCCAGAGAUAGCAUAGGAGGUGGCCAGCCUAGAAAGAGAUUGAAAGGCUGGGAGCCACAGGGUAUUAUAGAAGAAUCACAGAAUUUAGAACUAGAGGGGACAUGGAGAUCAUCAUAUCCAAUUGCAGACGAGGAAACCAAGGACCAACGAGGUUGUCAUUUGCCUGCCUAAUGUUUUAAAAUAAGUGAAGAACUGGUUCCAGCCCAGGGUUCUCUCCAACAAGGAUUGGAUAAGGAGAUAAAUGGAGUAGUCAGAUGUCCUCUCUUUCCCAAUCUUGUAGCUUCUAUCUAUUCCUGUCACUCUGUUUCAGGUAUUAUUCUUAGCACUUUACACACGCAAUCUUGUCUCACACUUACAAUGACCCUGUGAGGUAAACACUGUCAUCCUUACUUUUAAUAAAACCAAGUAUCUAUAGGGGUCAAGUAACUUGCAAGAGGCAGAUACAGAAUUCAAACACAGAGCUGCUUAACUUCAAACUUAUUCUUUCACUAUAUCACUUAAUAAGACACUACCUAGCCAGACUAUAAAUAAUGGAGCCUCCUGGGAAAACCAAGACCCCAAUACAGAUCACACACAGGGAAAUGAGCAGAGGUGGGAUCAUUGAUUGUAAAAUAAGGUGAGCUAAGUUGAUUUCAAUUAUUUUAGAGUUUCCAGAGGAGGAGUCAGGGUGCUUGAGAAAGCUAGACAGACCAGUGUGGGCAGUGCCAGGACCGGGAAUCAGCCCUCUGAUGAUAUCGUUGGAUUAUAUAUUUAGCAAAGCUGUCUGGCCUUUGUUCCUUCGGAGACUGAGAAGGAAAGCCAAUCUUUUUGUAAUCUGUACCAACUUUCACCCUUAUGCCUUCGCUUGAUAGCUAUAUAGUAAAUACAGUUCUUUUUAUGUCCUGUGAUCUGUCUGAUUAGGCUGGAGGCCUGAGAGAGAUAAAAGAGAAUUAUAUUUCUUAAGACAGUCCCAGAGGAAGCAGAGAAGCCUCGAGGGUGGUUGUGGCACUGAUUUAGGGGACCUAAGGGUUAGGAAAGGAGCAUGGGGCAACAGAGAUGGAUUGCCAAGACCCUCAUUCCCUCACAGCCAAAACACAGGGAGAUGGAUGGCAGAGGAGCAAUGGACAGACAGUAGCAGUAGAAUCUGGUGAGCUCCAGAGAUGAGGGAACUGGUCUGGUUUAUUCUUAGCUGUAUCUUCAGCACCAAGAAUAGUACCUGGCUCAUAGACAGAAACAUCUAUUGUCCUACAGCAUACGCCUCCCUGUCACAGUCCCAUCAAAAUGGCUGCUUUUGGACACACAUUCCCCUUCUAUACUGGCCUCAAGCCAAUCUUCCCAAUGGACACCACCUUGGCCGUCAUCAUUGCCAUCUUUCUGACUGCACUGGUCACCUUCAUCAUCAUCCUGCCUGGCAUUCGGGGCAAGAUGAGGGUGUUCUGGCUGCUGCGGGUGGUGACCAGCUUAUUCAUCGGGGCCGUGAUCCUAGCUGUGAAUUUCAGUUCUGAGUGGUUCGUGGGCCAGGUCAGCACCAACACAUCAUACAAGGCCUUCAGUUCCAAAUGGAUCAGUGCUGACAUUGGGCUGCAGGUUGGGCUGGGAGGAGUCAACAUUACACUUACAGGGAUCCCAGUGCAGCAGUUGAAUGAGACCAUCAAUUACAAUGAGGAAUUCACAUGGCGCCUGGGUGAAAACUAUGCUGAGGAAUAUGCAAAGGCACUGGAGAAGGGGCUGCCGGACCCUGUGCUCUACCUGGCUGAGAAGUUCACCCCGAACAGCCCAUGUGGACUGCAUGGCCAGUACCGCCUGGCAGGACACUACACCUCAGCCACACUCUGGGUGGCAUUCCUCUGCUGGCUGCUGGCCAAUGUGAUGCUGUCCAUGCCCGUGCUGGUCUACGGUGGCCACAUGCUGCUAGCCACAGGCAUCUUCCAGCUGUUGGGACUGCUCUUCUUCUCCACGGCCACAUCACUCACACCACCCUGUCCCCUGCGCCUGGGCACUGCUACGCUGCACACUCACCACGGGCCUGCCUUCUGGAUCACAUUGACCACAGGACUGCUUUGUGUGCUGCUGGGCCUGGCCAUGGCAGUGGCCCACAGGAUGCAUCCCCAAAGGCUGAAGGCUUUCUUCACCCAGAGUUCAGGAGAGGAUCCUGCGCUGGAAUGGAAUCCUGAAGAAGGGGGACUCCUGAGUCCUCGCUACCGGUCCACAGCUGAGAGUCCUGAGCCCCAGGACAUUCCCCUGUCAGAGGCUUCCUCUGAGGCAUGCUGUAAGAAGGAGCAUCCCAGAGAGCCUGACUGUACCCUAUAAGGCUCUUCUCCCUGGUGGCCACCCGGACUUCCAGUCUGGUUCCAGAUCUUAUUGGAGCCUCAUAAACCACCAGAAAUGACUGCAGGUUGGGUUGUUUCAGCCCCCCAGCUCCAAUCUAUAGGUGGAGAAGGAAAAAGAGGCUUUUCCUUUUAAAAAGCAAAACAAAAAGCCCUAAUAUGCUAAACAGAAAUUGGAGCCACCCAUAAACCCUGUCUCCAUGGUAA
Molecule: messenger RNA, 6196 nt
Organism: Acinonyx jubatus (cheetah)
Lineage: Eukaryota; Metazoa; Chordata; Mammalia; Carnivora; Felidae
Gene: DUOXA1
Product: dual oxidase maturation factor 1
Exons: 8
Coding region: 4944-5972 (342 amino acids)
Biological process (GO): protein transport
Cellular component (GO): endoplasmic reticulum membrane
Source: RefSeq, a predicted model, not a curated record